This is a messenger RNA of Eptesicus fuscus (big brown bat), 3369 nucleotides long. It is a transcript of the gene LCLAT1, whose product is annotated as lysocardiolipin acyltransferase 1. Lineage: Eukaryota; Metazoa; Chordata; Mammalia; Chiroptera; Vespertilionidae. Gene Ontology annotation, cellular component: endomembrane system. The record is from RefSeq and is a predicted model, not a curated record. Gene Ontology annotation, molecular function: acyltransferase activity. The transcript has 6 exons. Bases 155 to 1285 code for a protein of 376 amino acids.
CGCCUUACGAGGGCGACGUUCCGGACGCCUCCCGCUUCGGGAUGAAUUAGCGGCGGGUUCGCCCGGAGGUUGUGACCCUCGCGGAUUCCCCAGCUCGCGCACGCGCCGCCUGCGGUGUCGCGCGUCACCCCCCGCCCCGGCUGGUCACAGAAUCAUGGUGUCAUGGAAAGGGAUUUACUUCAUACUCACUCUGUUUUGGGGAAGCUUUUUUGGAAGCAUUUUCAUGCUGGGUCCCUUUUUACCUUUGAUGCUUGUAAGUCCAUCCUGGUAUCGCUGGAUCAACAACCGCCUUGUGGCAACCUGGCUCACACUUCCAGUGGCAUUGCUGGAAACCUUAUUUGGUGUAAAAGUGAUUAUAACAGGUGAUGCAUUUGUUCCUGGAGAAAGAAGUGUUAUUAUCAUGAAUCAUCGGACAAGAAUGGACUGGAUGUUCCUGUGGAAUUGUUUGAUGAGAUACAGCUACCUCAGGUUGGAGAAGGUGUGCCUCAAAGCCAGUCUCAAAAGUGUUCCUGGAUUCGGUUGGGCCAUGCAAGCUGCUGCCUAUAUCUUCAUUCAUAGGAAAUGGAAGGAUGACAAGAGCCAUUUUGAAGACAUGCUUGAUUAUUUUUGUGAUAUCCGUGAACCACUUCAACUCCUCAUAUUCCCAGAAGGGACUGAUCUCACAGAAAACAGCAAGGCUCGAAGUAAUGAUUUUGCUGAAAAGAAUGGACUUCAGAAAUAUGAAUAUGUCUUACAUCCAAGAACUACAGGCUUUACUUUUGUAGUAGACCGUUUAAGAGAAGGGAAGAACCUCGACGCUGUCCACGACAUCACGGUGGCGUACCCUCACAACAUCCCGCAGACGGAGAAGCACCUCCUGCAGGGGGACUUCCCCAGAGAGAUCCACUUCCACGUGCACCGCUACCCAGUGGACACCCUGCCCGCGUCCAAGGAGGACCUGCAGCUCUGGUGCCACAAGCGGUGGGAGGAGAAGGAGGAGAGGCUGCGCUCCUUCUACCGAGGGCAGAAGGACUUCUGCUUCACCGGGCAGCCUGUCAUCCCUCCGUGCAAGUCUGAGCUCAGGGUCCUCGUGGUCAAAUUUCUCUCUAUACUCUAUUGGACCCUGUUCAGCCCUGCCAUGUGCCUACUCAUAUAUUUGUACAGUCUUGUUCGGUGGUAUUUUAUAAUCACCAUUGUCAUCUUUGUACUGCAAGAGAGAAUAUUUGGUGGGCUGGAGAUCAUGGAACUUGCAUGCUACCGAUUUUUACACAAACAGUCACAUUCAAAUGCAAAGAAAGAAGAGUAAGAUUAUAAGGUCCACAGUGUGACAACCUAGGAAAUAUUUGGGAAAUGUAAGCCUUUGUAACUGAGAUGCGUUUUUGCAUGGCUAGGUCGAAUAUUUCCUACUACCAUCAUUAUUUGUUAAAGGUACUUUGCACUUAGUUUUGUGGAAAAAUAUUGCCACACACGAAUUUUUUUUUAAAUCUCUGAAUGUAAUUUCAACAUGCAUAGCAGGGAGCAAUUGCUGUGAAUUAACUCGGGCCAGAGUAUUCUUAAACAAUCAUCAAGCUGUUCACAGACAAGGUGCACACAAGGUUUUCUCAAAGGCUCAAUCCCAUUUUCUAACGAACUGCGUACGAGAGGCAGACCUGGAGCCUGCGAGCACUGGCCCGGCUCAGCUGCUGGCACUUCCUCCUGGCCCCUCCCUCCCAACUCCUUUCUGUGCCAAUCAAACCACUGCUUCCUUCCUUCAGACCAGAAAACAGAAAACUCUUGUCCUUUAACUGACCAAACAUUUUGAUAGAAGCCCUUCAUUAUUCAUAAGAGACCGCGGCGGUUAGCCUUGCGCCGACCUGGGCAUCAGAAGACCACCUGUGCCCUUUUCUCCUGUGGAGAACAAGCCCUGGGCUGUCUCAGGGCAACGGCAGGCUCUCCUCUUAGAAACCUUCAUUUACUUUUUAAUGGUAGGAACUGAUCCAGUUUAGUUCCUCACUUCUACUUAAUCACGCAUGCUUAGUGCUGGGUUCUCUACAGCGUGUCAGCAGGUGUAGCCUCUUGUGUGUUAAAAACAGUAAAAUCACUUUUUUAAAGGCAAGUGUAGACCGUUCCGUUGCUGCAGUCAGAAACUCUCCUUUGAAGUUGUCUCUUUUGAAAUAUUUCUCCAAAACCUGCCUACAAAAGGAAGGUUAGUGUAUUUUCUACAUGCGCACGGGUCUCUUUUUCCAUUAAAAUAACAACAAAACCCUUGCAGACAAGGCAGUAAUGGUUUAUUCUAAAUUACUGAACCCUUGUAGCCUUGACAAGCUCUCUUAAAACCAAAUAAUACAAAAAUGAAUCCUUUUUAUUUAUUUUUUAGUAACAAGGGAGGGAUCUCAUUUUUACUCCUAGGCUUCCUCUUUCAAUAGUAAAAUGUAAACCCAGUUUUGACCAGUUGUUCACCUAAAUAUUCUAGUCAUUUGGAGUCAGUGGAAAACCCAGUGAACCAGCAGCACCAGCCUCCUGAGGCAUGAAAAGCACAUGGUGGUGUUUCCCCUUGACUGAAGCCGCCACUGCUUUUUUGUUACAUAAUGAGGAUGCUCCUUAGAGCAGCAGAAAAUCGGAGGCAAUUUAAAGGCUUGAGCUGUUAGCAAACCUGUCAGCUUUACUCCUGCCUCGAACCAGCCUCAAAAGCUGUGUAUUGCUCCAUGUACUCUCUUGGCAUGAAUGCCUUCCCCUUACUUCCAUCUCAUUUCUGCUCGACGGUGACUUCUACCAACAGUUGAAACAUGAGGUACGCACAUCGUGAGCUGAACUUACCGAGCGGUUUCUUUGAGAAAGUCCUGUCUGCGCAGAGCACUGGACACCCGUCCUCACUGGGGAGGACUAGCUAGGGCCUCCGCUGACGCACCAGCCAUCUGUAACGGCCCUCGAGGCUGCUAAACCGCCAGGAGCGCCUCAUCAGUUAUCGUGUGCAUCUGCUGCAAGCCCAGCUGCGUGUCGUUUUUAGGGUAUUUUUAUUUUAUUUUAAUAUUUUUCCUAAUAAAGGAGGUUUCUAAUUUAGGUUUCUCUCAGGCUUCCUUUGGUUAUAUUUGGAAACACACAACUAGUCUUAACAACCAGGAUGGCGACUGUCCUGGGCGUAGGGGAGAGGUGCUCACACUGCAGCCCCUCUUCCAGCCUCACCGCUCGCUGCUCCCGGGCACGGCCUGAACGCUGCACCGGUGGGAGGGAAGUCCUUUCCUUCCUCUGUUAAUGUUUUUUCUCAAAAAAAUAACACGUUUAAGAUAAAAUGCAAAUUUUUUUUAACCUGCCCAAAAUUCAUAAGCACUAAAACUGAGGUAUAGAGACUCUGUACUUCAAAAAAAAAGAGUUGCUUAUUUAUGUUUUCCAACACACUUGUAUUUUCUCUUA